Messenger RNA from Cooperia oncophora, 972 nucleotides. NCBI's taxonomy places the organism in Eukaryota, Metazoa, Nematoda, Chromadorea, Rhabditida, Trichostrongylidae. The record is from the annotation of a GenBank genome assembly.
AUGUUGAUGAAUGCAGCAUUGAACGUUACGCGCCGAGUUAUCUUCCAGAACUACAGAAUGGCUUCCUUCCUUGUCAACGACAGCAAGUACGCAUUCCUGAAGGAGCUUGGGCUUUCGGAGAACAACUGCGGUGUGUUCCACGGCAGAUGGUCUGCCUCUGGUCCUGUCGUACAGUCCGUUUGUCCUGCCAACAAUCAGCCGAUAGCCAACGUUCAAAAUGGCACUGUAGAGGACUUUCGAAUAUCGGCUCAAGAAGUCAGCAUAAGCUAUGAUGCUUUUCAGCAAUGGUGUGAGGUACCGGCACCACGACGUGGUGAGAUCGUACGACAAAUCGGCGACAGACUCCGUUCUCAACUUCAAAACUUGGGUAAACUGGUUUCCAUGGAAAUGGGAAAAAUCUCAGCUGAAGGCGUAGGGGAAGUCCAGGAAUAUGUUGACAUCUGCGAUUAUGCUACUGGCUUAUCGCGAUCGCUUAACGGACAAAUUCUACCAUCAGAGAGACCAGGACAUGCUCUUCUGGAACAGUGGAAUCCUCUUGGUGUUGUUGGCGUGAUUUCUGCUUUCAACUUCCCAUGUGCCGUGUACGGUUGGAACAAUGCGCUGGCUCUUGUCACUGGAAAUUCCGUCAUUUGGAAGCCUGCUCCGUCAACUCCGCUGACCGCCAUUGCUGUCACAAAGCUUGUCGAAGGAGUUUUGCGUGCAAACAACCUUCCCGGCGGAUUGUGCUCAUUAGUCUGCGGAGAGGGAGACGUUGGUCAGGCCUUAGUCAAGGACAAGCGCGUAAACCUGGUAUCCUUCACUGGAUCAACAGAAGUAGGACGUAUUGUUGGCCAGCAGGUGCAGCAGCGCUUCGGAAAGCUUUUGCUCGAACUUGGAGGCAAUAAUGCAAUCAUUGUGAAUGACGACGCUGACAUUAACAUGGUCGUGCCAGCCACGGUAUUUGCUGCUGUUGGUACCGCUGGACAGAGGUGA